GACCCAUGGAGGAGUCAACAAGAAUCCAAAACCACACUCCUUGAAAAAACAAGAAGUUAAUACAAACUAAACAUCAAUACACUUGAGAGCAGUUGAUCAAGUGACCAACUCCAAGUACUUCACCGAGCAUUGUAAACUGCAAAGUCAAGGUGUGCACAAAUAAGGUUUGGAUAUAACAUGGGUGAAUCCAGUAGCGCACAAGUUGCAAUCUCUGCUUGUAGAGCAGGCGCCAAAUUUAUGGCUUAGGGAUGAACUCCUAUUACAUGCAUUCCCCUUCUCCCCUCCUCUUCCUAUCACUCCCUCUUUUGUGGGAGUAAAGACCCCUUGAGCAGCUCCUUACAAUGUUGAAAAACAAAAAAAAAAUUAACGUAAGUCAUUUUCACUAGAAAAAAAAAAAAAAAGAAGAAGCAAUGUAGGUACUUUGGCACCGACUCGCUGACAAUCAACAAGACCCGAUAUUUAAUAGACAACACGUAUGGUGGUACCACUCAAAAAGAUUCCCAAAAGCCACUGAGAGACGGAUGGCUGCAUCAGGUUCUACAAGUGGUGAUGAAGGCUGUGAAGCUCCGUUGCUACCAAUUGCAGAUGACGCCACCGUCCAUGGUGUCGUCGACUACAAAGAUCGUCGUCCCGUUAGUAGAUCCAACACCGGCGGAUGGAGAUCCGCCGGCUUUAUCAUCGGAGUGGAGAUUACGGAGAGGUUUGCGUAUUAUGGGAUAGAAUCAAAUCUCAUAAGCUACCUGACGGGGCCGCUGCAGCAGCCCAUGGCCAUGGCUGCCGAGAACGUCAACGCAUGGUCGGGAGCUGCGUCUAUCCUUCCUUUGUUGGGAGCUUUUGUCGCCGACGCUUGGCUUGGACGCUAUCGCGCCAUCAUCUUCUCGUCUCUCUUGUAUAUCCUGGGGCUAAGUUUGUUAACUCUAUCAGCUGUGCUUCCUUCACAUGGUUCAUCUAAUAACUGUCACAACACUGAUAACAACACCUCCUGCCGUCCUCCACAAUUCCAAAUCAUCUUGUUCUUCUCUUCACUGUAUUUGGUGGCCCUUGGGCAAGGUGGACACAAGCCAUCUGUACAGGCAUUUGGAGCUGAUCAGUUUGAUGUGAGACAUCCACAGGAAUGCAAGUCGAGGAGCUCUUUCUUCAAUUGGUGGUAUUUUGGUAUGUGUGUGGGUUUAAUGUUCACAAUACCCAUUUUGACCUACAUUCAGGAUAACUUGAGCUGGGGUUUUGGAUUUGGAAUUCCUUGCAUAGCCAUGGCUAUUGGACUUGCUGUUUUCUUCCUUGGAACCAAGACUUAUCGAUACAGUUUCAAUGAGACUAAGACCAACCCAUUUACGCGGAUUGUUCAAGUGUUUGUUGCAGCUGCAAGGAAUUGGCAGAUCGCUUAUUCGCCUGCUUCUAUUGACAAAGAAGUAGGAGAAACGCUUCCUCGGCGAGGUUCAAACCAAUUCAAAUUUCUUGACAAGGCAUUAGCAACUGCAUCAGAUGGUUCAAACAAGGAAUGGGAAGUUUGCAGUGCAGAUCAAGUGGAAGAUGCAAAAGCAGUCUUGAGGUUGGUUCCUAUAUGGACCACAUGCUUAGUGUAUGCAAUUGUAUUUUCUCAACCUCCUACUUUCUUCACCAAGCAAGGUGCUACCAUGGAUAGAUCAAUAGGGUCAGGAUUCGAGAUACCAGCUGCAUCACUCCAAACCCUAAUCACCUUUUCAAUUGUCACUUUUGUUCCCAUCUAUGAUCGUAUCAUCGUUCCGAUAGCCAGAUUCUUUACCAAGAGACACUCAGGCUUUAGAAUGCUUCAAAGAAUAGGAACUGGAAUGAUUUUCUCUACGGUGGCUAUGGUGGUAGCAGCAAUAGUUGAGAAGCAAAGGCUUCAAAUUGCUAUAGAUUCUGGGCUUGUUGAUAACCCAAAAGCUACAGUUCCAAUGAGUGUUUGGUGGUUGGUUCCUCAAUAUGUUUUGAUUGGAGUUGCUGAUGUUUUCACCAUGGUUGGUCUGCAAGAAUUUUUUUAUGACCAGGUUCCAAAUGGGCUGAGAAGUUUAGGCCUCUCCCUUUACCUAAGCAUAUUUGGCAUAGGAAGUUUCCUUAGUACCUUCCUUAUCUCUGCAAUUGAAAAGGCAACUGGUGGGGCUGACCAAGAUAGUUGGUUUUCAAACAAUAUCAACCGAGCUCAUAUUGAUUACUUCUAUUGGCUUCUUGCAGGUCUUAGUGCAAUACAAUUGGCUUUCUAUUUGUAUUUUGCCAAAUCUUAUAUUUAUAAAGGGGAAACAAUUUGAGGUGGCCCUAUUACAUUAGCACUAUAACAAUUGUAAAUAAUGUGUUACUUGAAUGAAAGUAAUGGUGCUUUCACCGAAAAAAAAAGAAUGAAAGUGAUGGUGCUAAUAUAUUAUUUA
Molecule: messenger RNA, 2384 nt
Organism: Macadamia integrifolia
Lineage: Eukaryota; Viridiplantae; Streptophyta; Magnoliopsida; Proteales; Proteaceae
Product: protein NRT1/ PTR FAMILY 5.10-like
Exons: 4
Coding region: 522-2267 (581 amino acids)
Biological process (GO): transmembrane transport; dipeptide transport
Cellular component (GO): membrane
Molecular function (GO): dipeptide transmembrane transporter activity; tripeptide transmembrane transporter activity
Source: RefSeq, a predicted model, not a curated record